Photinus pyralis (common eastern firefly) is the source of this 816-nucleotide messenger RNA. RefSeq lists its product as uncharacterized. The record is from RefSeq and is a predicted model, not a curated record. Bases 28 to 756 code for a protein of 242 amino acids. The transcript is spliced from 4 exons. NCBI's taxonomy places the organism in Eukaryota, Metazoa, Arthropoda, Insecta, Coleoptera, Lampyridae.
CACCGUCGCCGAAGUCAGUUUCUAACAAUGCGCCGAACACUCCUCGCCCUUAUUUCCGCAUUCGUAUUCGCCUGGUGCCGCGGCACUUGUCCCGACGUGGAUCCUCAGGCCCAUCUCGACGUGGACAAGCUUUUAGGCCAUUGGUUUAUCGUCCAGAAGACCGGCGCCCAUCACCCGUGCCUCACCUUCAACCUCACCGCGAACAUCGAAACGGGCGCGUACAGGAUAAUUGAGACGACGCAGACGAGCAAGAUCGUCAACGCGCUCGGUUUACAGCACGAGCGCCACUCCCGAGGCAAACUUACCCUGUCGGAUUCCGGAGCGCCCGGAGUUAUGGAUCUUAAUCUUCCGCUCAGACUGAGAACCUUCAAGUUAACAAUUUUCGCGACGGACUACGACAACUACCUCGCGUUCGUGACGUGCAAAAAGGGUUUCGCCUUCACCAAUAAGCCCCAGGUGACGAUAGCGUCGAGGACGCCGAGCCUCGAGUCUCACCACCUCGAACCCAUCUACGCGAAUCUUCUGAAGUACAGCAUCAACCCGUACGUGAUCGAAACCGUGAAGCAGUUCGAAUGCGCCGAGCCCGGGAAGAAGGGGGUCAUUGUUAAGGCGGCUUCGGAUGUGGUCGGCGCCGUGAGAGGUGCGUUUGGGAGUAUCGCGGGCGUCUUUUCGCCCGGGAAGAAGGUUUCGGACGAUUUGGAUCCAGAGGUGACUGGCGAGUACGAGAUAGACGUACGAGCGGGUGUCUCGCAAUGAGUUUAGAGUAGGAUGAAUAAUUUAUUAUUACCGAAAUAAAUAAAGGAUUUUUCUACGAAG